Ornithodoros turicata is the source of this 3555-nucleotide messenger RNA. RefSeq names its product putative phosphatidate phosphatase. The transcript is spliced from 6 exons. Gene Ontology annotation, biological process: phospholipid dephosphorylation; phospholipid metabolic process; signal transduction. Gene Ontology annotation, cellular component: plasma membrane. The record is from RefSeq and is a predicted model, not a curated record. Bases 187 to 1152 code for a protein of 321 amino acids. Gene Ontology annotation, molecular function: phosphatidate phosphatase activity. Lineage: Eukaryota; Metazoa; Arthropoda; Arachnida; Ixodida; Argasidae.
UUUUGGCGCUUGCGUCCGUGAGAGUCCCUCUGUUCGUCUUCUGCUUUUCUGUUCCGAUCGGUUAUCGCUAUUUUGUGGCAAUUUGCGGUCCACGGAUUGCGAUACAUACACGAAACGCGGAUCUCACUGGAUUUCCCGUGCGUGUUCGUGAGAUUGGAAAGCGCUCAUCAUUGCAAACUUUUGCACAUGAGUGACAACAACGUUCGGAGGAACGCCAUGGCUCUUGCAAAUAAUCUAGCAUUUGUGGUCGCGUUUCACGCCGUCUGCAUUGCGAUAGUGGGAAUCCCGAUACUCAUCUAUUUCGUUGCCGGAACACCUUUCAAGCGUGGCUUCUUCUGCAACGACGAGUCUCUCAUGUACCCGUUCCGAGAGUCGACGAUCACCUCAGCAAUGCUGUACAGCUACGGACUACUGAUCCCGUCCUGUUUCUUCUUCGUAGUGGAGUUCCUCCGCGUUCGCACCAAGGUCCCGGAGACGCUGCGGCUGUCGUCGAGGUACCUCGGACGGUGGCCCGUACCGGCUUCGGUCCAGGUCCUGUACCAGGUCUUCGGGUCGUUCUUCUUCGGUGCUUGCGUGAGCCAGCUCAUCACGGACAUCGCAAAGUACAGCAUCGGACGUCUGCGGCCGCAUUUCUUUGACCUCUGCAAGCCCAGCAACCUGGACCUCCUCUGCGGCAACAAUCGGCACGCUUACAUAGAGGACUUCACGUGCGGCAGCGGAGCUAGCCCGAGGCUUCUUAAAGAAGUCAGGUUGUCGUUUCUCUCCGGUCACUCGUCGUUUUCAGCCUACACGAUGUUUUUCGCUGUGCUCUACCUGCAAGCUCGAGUCACGUGGCGGGGCGGAGCCGUGAGGAUUGGACGAGCAGUGGUGCAGACGUCGCUCGUGUGCUUGGCCUGGUACACCGCACUGUCCCGUGUGUCGGACUACAAGCACCACUGGAGUGACGUGCUUGCAGGUGCUCUGCAGGGCUACAUAGUGGCCAUACUAAUUGUUUUCGGCACGUCCCCGUUGUUCAACCGGCAACGCGCCGUCAAGGACAUAGAGUCCCCAGGUGCGUCAUCCACAACACAGUCUUGCAACAUAUUCCAGCCCGAACAUGCUUUAACCGUUCCACAGAAUGAAGUGGCCACAAGGCGAGAGGACCGCAACUAGCUGGAACGCACCAACGGGUCCGGCAACAUGUUGAAUUUUUAUUUUUGCCAAUGACAUUGAGAUGUAGUGGUAAGCUCGGUGCCUAAAUAAUACGGGUGCCUAAAUUUCGAACGUGAACGUUGCAAAGAGCCUGAAUGUGGAAUUCCACAUGUGUUCUAAAGUGCUACAAUUUUGCACACACUGCUGAUACAUGUUUAACCUCUGGCACCUUUGUUUUCCCACUGAAUUACGACAUUGUUGAUUGACAUUAUGACGAUGAAAAUAUUGAUAGGGAUCAUGUCAAGCUCUCCUGUGCACCGAUUCGAUGUUGUGCUGUGAUUUUAUUGGUUGUUAUCAUUCUCAUGAUUGACGUUUUAUCAUGCACUUCAUUGUCUUUUUGUUUUCUAAUAUGUGCGAGGAACUUGUAUAGUUUCACUUCAUUCGGUUUAAAUGGAUUUACAUAUGCGUUAGACAUUUUAUGAAUGCUCCUUUUGGCACCUUUAUUUUGGGCACUUAGUGCAUUGAGAUGAUGCGACGAUGUUGAUAGUUAUUAUUUCAUUUAAUUUCUCAGCAUCAUUUUUCGUUUCAUAGUUUUUUUCUCUUUAAUGCAUGCACAUAUAAUUCCACUUCAUUUACUUCAGGUGCGCUUCAUCACAUUUUCACAAACACUGACGUAAGCUCAAGUGGCGUUCCUUUGACUUAGUAAGUGCAAUACACCCUGGCGCUCCUGUUGCCAUAACACUUUCCUCUUUUUUUUUCGUUUUGCUCAUACACAACGAGAGUUGCACUACGUUCUGGCAACAUGAUAUUGUGCACUCCUAAUCGUUCUCAUGCAUGGCUUUCUGUAGCUGCAGUUCGAUUAUGGUGCAUGUAAUGCAGGAAACAACAGGGAAAUCGUACUACAUGGAGCAUUAUAUAUUACACGCUUUAUGUACGUCGUGUAAAUUUUGCUGCGCAGUGUUUACCUCGACCCUCUGUGCCUUCAGACGUUGCACUAGCGUUAGAUAGGACCUUCACUUAAAGCUCAGCUUCACGCAUUUUCUCUUAAAAGCACUCUUAAUAAAACGCAAGCAUAUUUUUGUACGGCAAUGUUUGCUGUAAACUACCGCUACGUCCUCUAAGUGCCCUUGCCACAUUGCAAAAACCAUGCAUUUGAAUGCCACUCCAAACGGCCUUUGAUUAACUUACGCGGCAGAAUCUCGAUGAUGCGAUCGCAGAUUAUACAAAUUUCGGGAUGAUACAAACUUUUUUUAAAAGUCCCGGCCGGAAUGCCUUUUUGUGUAAUGGGUUACGUUUCUGGAUAGUACGAACACUUUUCUUGGCCAUUGCGGAUGAUGCGAACGGGUAAGACGCCGGGAUUGCGCCGGGAAAAGGACGGCACUCCCGAUUAUAUGUGGCCGACGCAAGCCCGAUCACUUGUGAACACUGCAAACAACCAUCUUUUGCCCUGCCAACGCAGGAUGGUUGGAGCACCAAAACGUGGUCUUUCAAACACGACAGUGAUGAAAGAAGCAAUGUCUGGGCCGUAAAUGACACAAACAGGUGAGGCGCGUCUCCUGUACUUGCGCCGGAAACAAUGCGACGCUCCGCGACUCAGCGACUCCGCAUGUGCGUGAUUUUAUGUACCCCAAAGCUGUCCGCAGGUUGAUCUUGCGGAAGAGACAACGUUAAAAACCUCCAACUUCUCUGAUCACAAGUAGAGAAAAAAUGUACAUCAAGUAUGCGUUUCCUGCACAUUUUUUGUUUACUCAUCGACAUCAUUUCUGAUCAUACGAAUACAGUCAAACCUCGUUAGAACGAAACGCGACAUAACGAAAUUCGCGAUAGAGCGAAAUCAAUUUGGAUUCCGUGAUUAGGGUCGGGAGGAAUCUGGUGCCUACAAAAGGAAGUUGAGUCGUCGGAACGUGUUGGAUUUUCCUUCUGAGGUUUUUCCUUACCGCAUUGGUUUUGAACAGUCCGGUUGCAGCCAGUACAGGAUCUUCUAGGCAGACGCAGACGCGAAUUACCGGCUAUUUCACGCAAGAGUAAAAUGCCGUAGGUGCUGUUUGGCGCUGUAUUUGUAGUUGUCGUAAUUUAAUAAGAUCGCAAUUCGUGACCUUCAAUUCGAUACAACGAAAUAAAAUUGCGGUCCCCGUGAGUUUUGUUAUAUCGAGGUUCGGCUGUAUUCUGCGCGACCCCGAGAUAUUCGUAUCAUCGAGAUUCUACCGUAUUUCCCUAUCUAGGUGACCUGUGAUGUUUUUAGCCAUGCACAUGAAAGAGAUGCACCCACAUGUAUGCGACGCUCUUGAUGUCGUUUUAUUUCCCCCGAGUUAAAUGCAGUUACGGUAAAAUUAUUUUCUUAUAUACAACGGGUCGUUUUAGCAACUUGUACACUGCCCCACCGUCCAGGCCAGGGAUUAUAAAUAAAAAAUUUUUAAAACUUUA